AGUAUCUGAAAAGCAUCUUCCUUCCUUUUGCGGCGGCUGGUUUCUUUGUGGCACGAAUCGUCAUUGUUUCUUCAAAUAAUUUCAAAAACCGACAGUUAGGGUUUUUAUUUUGGCCAGCCAUUGUAAGAUGCUUCUUUCGCAGCCUUAUUUCCAGCAAUGCGCCACCGCAUAUAUACCCGCCUUCUCAAUCUCAUGUCCUCACUCAUUCUACGUAUCGGUUUCUAAACGUAGCUUCAUAUCUUGUUGCUCCUCGCAGCUCCAAACGGCUGUCGUUAACGGAACACUCGAUAGUAAAAUAGCUGAAAGGGAUGAAAUUCGUCUCGGCUUGCCUAGCAAAGGUCGCAUGGCUGCUGACACUCUCGAUCUACUCAAGGAUUGCCAAUUGUCAGUUAAGCAAGUCAAUCCGAGGCAGUAUGUUGCGCAAAUACCUCAGCUUUCCAAUGUAGAAGUCUGGUUUCAGCGGCCCAAAGACAUUGUCCGCAAAUUGCUAUCUGGAGAUUUAGAUCUUGGUAUCGUGGGGCUUGAUACUGUCAGUGAAUAUGGACAAGGUAAUGAAGAUCUUAUUAUUGUUCAUGAUGCCCUUGACUACGGUGACUGUCGUUUAUCCCUUGCAAUUCCCAAAUAUGGGAUCUUUGAGAAUAUCGAUUCACUGAGGAAACUAGCUGAGAUGCCUCAGUGGAACAUUGAGAAACCUUUAAGAGUUUCUACUGGCUUCACUUAUCUUGGUCCUAAAUUUAUGAAAGAAAAUGGACUGAGGCAUGUGACAUUUUCAACUGCUGAUGGAGCCUUAGAGGCUGCUCCUGCUAUGGGAAUAGCUGAUGCAAUUUUGGACCUUGUUAGUAGUGGGACAACACUUACGGAAAACAAUUUGAAAGAAAUUGAAGGUGGAGUUGUAUUGGAAAGCCAGGCUGUCCUUGUUGCAAGCCGAAAGGCAUUAAUCCAGCGGAAAGGUGCACUGGACACGACACAUGAGAUUCUUGAAAGAUUUGAGGCUCAUUUGAGGGCUCUCGGUCAGUUCACGGUAACUGCAAAUAUGAGGGGCAGUAGUGCAGAGGAAGUGGCUGAGCGAGUUUUGAGCCAACCAUCUUUAGCUGGGUUGCAGGGGCCCACAGUAUGUCCCGUGUUUUGUAAGUGUGAUGGAAAAGUAGCUGCUGACUACUAUGCCAUAGUGAUAUGUGUAGCGAAGAAAGCUCUGUACAAGUCUGUGCAACAGUUGAGAGCGAUCGGAGGCAGUGGGGUGCUAAUAUCGCCACUGACCUACAUUUUUGAUGAAGAGACCCCGAGAUGGAGAGAACUUCUUUCAAAGCUUAGCAUGUAGUCCUUUGGGAUUGAUGCAUGGGUGAUUUACUUGCAUUUCAUAUAAAAGCUGAAUAACUUUUGAAAUCUCAAAGUAUCAAGGGGGGGUUGAAGAAUUACUUUUGGCGAUAGAUGGGACCUCCUAAGUUUUGUCAUGGCGUCACGUGAUGGAUGUAAACUGUUGGUUUCCAUGU
Molecule: messenger RNA, 1490 nt
Organism: Hibiscus syriacus
Lineage: Eukaryota; Viridiplantae; Streptophyta; Magnoliopsida; Malvales; Malvaceae
Product: ATP phosphoribosyltransferase 2, chloroplastic-like
Exons: 12
Coding region: 128-1318 (396 amino acids)
Biological process (GO): L-histidine biosynthetic process
Cellular component (GO): cytoplasm
Molecular function (GO): magnesium ion binding; ATP phosphoribosyltransferase activity
Source: RefSeq, a predicted model, not a curated record